Molecule: messenger RNA, 2180 nt
Organism: Meleagris gallopavo (turkey)
Lineage: Eukaryota; Metazoa; Chordata; Aves; Galliformes; Phasianidae
Product: delta-1 crystallin
Cellular component (GO): cytosol
Molecular function (GO): argininosuccinate lyase activity
Source: RefSeq, a predicted model, not a curated record
CUACAGUUUUCCUCCCCUCCAUCGGCUGCCUGGGAAGGGGCUCCCGGAGCCGCCCGCUGUCCAUGGUACCGGCAGCCCCGCAGCCCAGCGCUGCCGUAGCUUCUCUGUGUUUGAGGAUUUGGGAGUGUGCUGCUGUUUCUCUUUUUUUCUUACUCAGCAUUUAUAAUACUGAAUGGUCUGCACUUUAGCCAUUUUGGUGUUAGCUUCAAACACUUUGUAAUUACAGGAGUGUUUUACGAGUGUGGCUACUUUUGGCCCACAGCUCUUGGUCAACCGAAUAUUUUCUUAGUCUCCUCGCCUCCUACUUUUGUGUUUCAAGAGGCUGUGAGGGAGUUGGUGACCUGUAGCUACCUUGAAGAAUAGAUCCAUACAACCCUUGUGCCAUAUGCACUAAUAUUUGUUUUCAACACAAAAUCUCUCCAGAGCCCUGCAGGGGUAAAAUAUCUCAGACUCCUGAAACAGACUGGACAGCUCAAGGCUAAAUACCUGCAAAAAUAACAUUUACUCCAACUCUUCAAUUUUUUUUCAAAGCUCUUGAAGUCCAGAGGCCUUUCUGAUUAGUGCUACAGCACUGCAAAGGAAGAUGCUGAAGCACACCCACAGUUUUACUUGAAUAUUGCACUGAGAGAUUUUUAGGAGAAUAUAUGAAUAAUGCAUUUGAAUAUGUCCUUUAAUUUCAUUACUCUCAGGGGGAUAAACUUUUGGGAGGAAGAUUUGUUGGAAGCACAGAUCCCAUCAUGGAGAUUCUCAGCUCUCCUAUAUCCACUGAGCAGAGACUGUCUGAAGUUGAUAUCCAGGCAAGCAUGGCUUAUGCCAAAGCCUUGGAGAAGGCUAGCAUCCUAACCAAAACUGAGCUGGAGAAGAUCCUGAGUGGCCUGGAAAAGAUCUCUGAGGAAUCAUCUAAGGGAAUCCUUGUAAUGACCCAAAGUGAUGAGGAUAUCCAGACUGCCAUUGAACGCAGACUGAAGGAGCUGAUUGGGGAUAUAGCUGGAAAGCUGCAGACUGGAAGAAGCAGGAAUGAACAGGUUGUGACUGACCUGAAGCUGCUCCUGAAGAGUUCCAUCUCUGUCAUCUCCACUCACUUGCUGCAGCUCAUCAAGACCCUGGUGGAGCGUGCUGCCAUAGAAAUUGAUGUUAUCAUGCCUGGCUACACCCACCUGCAGAAAGCUCUGCCCAUCAGAUGGAGCCAGUUCCUGCUCAGCCACGCUGUUGCACUGACCCGUGAUUCUGAGCGCCUGGGAGAAGUGAAGAAAAGGAUCACUGUCUUGCCUCUGGGAAGUGGUGUCCUGGCAGGCAACCCACUAGAAAUUGAUAGAGAGCUUCUGCGUAGCGAACUGGACAUGACUUCCAUCACUCUGAACAGCAUAGAUGCCAUCAGUGAGAGAGACUUUGUGGUGGAAUUAAUCUCUGUUGCCACCCUGCUGAUGAUCCACCUUAGCAAGCUGGCUGAAGAUCUCAUCAUCUUCAGCACCACUGAAUUUGGCUUUGUGACCCUCUCUGAUGCCUACAGCACUGGCAGCAGCCUGUUGCCUCAGAAGAAGAACCCUGAUAGCCUGGAACUGAUCCGCAGCAAAGCUGGUCGUGUGUUUGGACGGUUGGCUGCUAUUCUCAUGGUUCUGAAAGGAAUUCCAAGCACCUUCAGCAAGGAUCUGCAGGAGGACAAGGAAGCUGUCCUUGAUGUUGUGGACACUCUGACUGCUGUGCUCCAGGUUGCCACCGGAGUGAUUUCUACCCUCCAGAUCAACAAGGAGAACAUGGAGAAGGCUCUGACCCCUGAGUUGCUGUCUACUGAUCUGGCUCUCUACUUGGUUCGUAAAGGAAUGCCCAUCAGACAAGCCCAAACUGCUUCUGGGAAGGCCGUCCACCUUGCUGAGACUAAAGGCAUCACCAUCAAUAAUCUCACCCUGGAGGACCUGAAGAGCAUCAGCCCCCUGUUUGCCAGCGAUGUCUCCCAGGUCUUCAGCGUUGUCAACAGCGUGGAGCAGUACACUGCCGUGGGCGGUACUGCCAAGAGCAGCGUGACUGCCCAGAUCGAGCAGCUGAGGGAGCUGCUGAAGAAGCAGAAGGAGCAAGCUUAGAGUGUGGGGACAUAUCCCGUGGCUGCAGCGUUGUGCUUAUCACACUAAUCCAGAGUUAAUAAACACUGUGGUGUAUUGUAGUUCACUGAAACUCCUGUGUUG